AUGUCUUCUAACGCUCCAGUUCUACGAGCAGAAACGCCCACAAAGAUAACGAUUCGGACGAAGGAAAAAAAGACAUUUACACCUUCCGACAUUUGCCGUAUCGGCGUCCGACCACCACCUUUUUGGCCGGAAGAGCCAGCAGUAUGGUUUGCUCAGUUGGAAGGCAACUUUCUGUUAUCUGGGAUAAAGGACGACGCAACAAAAUUUUAUUAUAUUACGUCAACCCUAGAGCAGAGAUACGCAGCAGAAGUUAAAGACAUAAUUGUCUCACCACCUGACAAAGACAAAUAUGAAAAGCUGAAGACCGAGCUCAUAAAACGACUCUCUGCGACACGUGAAAAGGAGGUGAAGCAGCUACUUAUGCAUGAAGAGCUGGGUGAUCGUCGACCAUCACAGUUUCUACUUCAUCUACAGCAUCUCGCUGGACCUAGCGUACCUGAUGAUUUCCUUAAAACCAUCUGGUGCAGCCGUUUACCACAUAGCAUACAGACAGUGAUAGCAUCACAGACAACCUCAGAUUUGCAGGCUUUAGCAGACUUAGCUGACCGCGUCCACGACAUUGUGCCUUCAACACCUCAAGUCGCCGCUGCAGAGCGCACGCAAAGUUCAGUCUUACAGACGAUGGCUAAUCAAAUUUGCGAACUUACAAAGCAAGUUCAAGCCCUCUCCACGCGCGUACACAGGCCAAGAUCUUUGAAUCGCAACACCAGACGAGCACGUAAGACCAGCCGCUCCAGAUCUGAUUACAGGAAAUUUCCCACAUGCUGGUAUCACCACAAAUUUGGAAACAAGGCAGACAGAUGCAUUAAGCCCUGCGACUUCAAGCCGGAAAACUGCCAAGGCGGUCGAUAA
Molecule: messenger RNA, 852 nt
Organism: Parnassius mnemosyne (clouded apollo)
Lineage: Eukaryota; Metazoa; Arthropoda; Insecta; Lepidoptera; Papilionidae
Source: the annotation of a GenBank genome assembly